Molecule: messenger RNA, 6607 nt
Organism: Labrus mixtus (cuckoo wrasse)
Lineage: Eukaryota; Metazoa; Chordata; Actinopteri; Labriformes; Labridae
Product: phosphatidylinositol 4,5-bisphosphate 3-kinase catalytic subunit alpha isoform-like
Exons: 30
Coding region: 419-3631 (1070 amino acids)
Biological process (GO): phosphatidylinositol-mediated signaling; cell migration; phosphatidylinositol 3-kinase/protein kinase B signal transduction
Cellular component (GO): cytoplasm; plasma membrane; phosphatidylinositol 3-kinase complex, class IA
Molecular function (GO): 1-phosphatidylinositol-3-kinase activity; 1-phosphatidylinositol-4-phosphate 3-kinase activity
Source: RefSeq, a predicted model, not a curated record
UCAGCACAUUGUUCUGCAGCUCCCGGCAGCAGCCUCCCUCUGCUGCUAUUCGCUACAGACAGACUGAGAGACAAACAGGCAGGCGGACAGACAGACAGACAGACAGACAGGCUGACAGACAGACAGGCUGACAGACAGACAGGCUGUCAGGUCUCCGGUCUGAACGUCUAUCAGAGACCCGGCUGAUGGGCGGCGACUGAUGGAUCCACCGGCUGAUACAUAAACGUAGACAAAGACAGAGAGAGAGAGACAGGCGGUCGGAGACGCAGACAAGGCGGACAGAAAGACAGACAGGCGGACAGAGAGACAGACAGGCGGACAGACACUAUGACCAGGGGCUCCUCGCGACGUUGGACCCACAGGCACGAGCGGAGGUAACCCAGCGCUAAGGUGAGGCAGGUUGUGAUUGGUGGUUGCCAUGGCACCAAGACCAUCGUCAGGGGAGCUGUGGGGGCUCCAUCUGAUGCCCCCUCGUAUCCUGGUGGACUGCUGCCUUCCAAACGGUAUGAUGGUCAGUCUGGAGUGUCUCAGAGAGACUCCUCUCAUCAGUAUUAAGCAGCAGCUCUUCACUGAGGCCAGGAAGUAUCCGUUGUAUCACCUGCUGCAGGAGGAGUCAUGCUACAUCUUUGUGGGCGUGACCCAGGAAGCAGAAAGGGAGGAGUUUUACGAUGAGACGAGGCGGCUGUGUGACCUUCGACUCUUUCACCCGAUUCUGAAGGUCAUCGAGCCACUGGGCAACCGUGAGGAGAAGAUCCUGAACCGAGAGAUAGGGUUUGCCAUCGGGAUGCCCGUGUGUGAGUUUGAGAUGAUGAAGGACCCGGAGGUUCAGGACUUCAGGCGUUCCAUACUGAGCGUGUGCAGAGAGGCCAUGGAGGAGCGGGAGGGGGGAGGAGCCCACAGCCAGGCACUCUACGUUUACCCCCCCAACCUAGAGUCCAGCCCCCAGCUCCCCCAGCACAUCUACAGCAAGCUGGACAAAGGGAGGCUCAUCGUGACCAUCUGGGUGAUCGUGUCACCAUCGAACUCUAAACAGAAGUACACCCUGAAGGUCAGUCACGACAGUCUACCUGAGCAGCUGAUCGCAGAGUCCAUCAGGAAGAAAAGCCGAUCGAUGCACCUUUCACCUCAACAGCUCCGACUCUGUGUGCAGGAAUACCAGGGCCAGUACAUCCUGAAGGUGUGUGGCUGUGACGAGUACCUCUUGGAGAAGUAUCCCCUCAGUCAGUACAAGUAUAUCCGCUCCUGCAUCAUCGUGGGCCGUCUUCCUCACCUGAUGCUCGUGUCCAAAGACAGCCUGUACUCUCAGCUCCCCGCCUCAGGCUUCGUCACACCUUCAUACAGCCGUCGCACACCUCAGCCGUCUCCGUGUCCCGGAGGGGGAGACGGGUCUCCUGCUCGCUCUCUGUGGGCGUUCAACACUCUGCUGAGAGUCCGUCUGCUGUGUGCGACCUAUGUCAACGUCAACAUCCGAGACAUCGACAAGAUCUAUGUGAGAACAGGUAUUUAUCACGGUGGAGAGCCGCUCUGUGAUAACGUCAACACACAGAGAGUUCCCUGCUCCAACCCAAGGUGGAACGAGUGGUUGACCUAUGACAUCUACCUGGCUGACCUGCCUCGCUCUGCCAGGCUGUGCCUGUCUAUCUGCUCUGUGAAGGGAAGGAAAGGAGCUAAGGAGGAGCACUGUCCUCUGGCCUGGGGGAAUGUAAACCUGUUCGACUAUACAGAUGUCCUGGUGUCUGGUAAAGUGGCUCUCGGUCUUUGGCCGGUCCCUCAUGGCCUUGAGGACCUCCUGAAUCCAAUUGGAGUAGCUGGUUCCAAUCCCAACAAGGAGACUCCCUGUGUGGAGUUGGAGUUCUCCUGGUUCAAUCAGACUGUAGUGUUUCCUGAUGACCAGCAGAUAGAAGAGCACGCCAACUGGACCAUCAGCCGAGAGCUGGGCUACACCUACUGCCACGGACUGACCGGUCGUCUGGCCUGUGACAGCAGUGUUUCACCAACUGAUGGAGAGCAGCUCCGUUCUCUGUGCUCCAGAGAUCCUCUGUAUGAGCUGUCAGAGCAGGAGAAGGACUUCCUGUGGAGACACAGACAUUACUGUGUAAACAUCCCAGAGUCUCUUCCUAAACUGCUUCUGUCCGUCAAAUGGAACUCCAGAGAUGAAGUUUCACAGAUGUACUGUUUGCUGAAGGAGUGGCCUCUGAUGGAGCCCGAGUCGGCUCUCGAGUUGUUGGACUGUAACUUUCCGGAUCCGAUGGUCAGGGAGUUCGCUCUGCGCUGCCUGGUUCAGGGUCUGACAGACGACAAGCUGUCACAGUACCUGCUGCAGCUUGUACAGGUGUUAAAGUACGAGAUGUACCUGGACAAUCCUCUGGCUCGUUUCCUGAUCAAGAAAGCUCUGACCAAUCAGAGGAUAGGACACUUCUUCUUCUGGCAUCUUAAGUCGGAGAUGCAUAACAAGACUGUGUCACGGCGCUUUGGUCUGCUGCUCGAAGCUUUCUGCAGAGCCUGUGGCAUGUACCUGAAACACCUGAACAGACAGGUGGAGGCUAUGGACAAAUUGGUGAAUCUGACCGACACACUGAAACAAGAGAAAAAGGACGAGACUCAAAAAACUCAGAUGAAGUUCCUGGUUGAACACAUGUCACGUCCAGAUUACAUGGAGGCUCUGCAGGGGUUUGUGUCUCCUCUGAACCCGGUCCAUCAGCUGGGAAACCUCAGGCUGGAGGAAUGCAGGAUCAUGUCGUCAGCGAAGCGCCCCCUGUGGUUAAACUGGGAGAACCCCGACAUCAUGUCCGAGCUUUUGUUCACCAACAACGAGAUCAUCUUCAAGAACGGAGACGACCUGCGUCAGGACAUGCUGACUCUGCAGAUCAUUAAAAUCAUGGAGAACAUCUGGCAGAACCAGGGCCUGGACCUGCGCAUGCUGCCGUAUGGCUGCCUGUCCAUCGGGGACUGUGUGGGUCUGAUCGAGGUGGUGAAGAGCAGUUUCACCAUCAUGCAGAUUCAGUGUAAAGGAGGCCUGAAGGGGGCGCUGCAGUUCAACUCCAACACACUGCACCACUGGAUCAAAGACAAGAACCGCGGGGAGGCGUAUGACAGAGCCAUCGACCUGUUCACACGCUCCUGUGCAGGUUACUGCGUAGCCACGUUUAUUUUGGGGAUCGGCGAUCGUCACAACUCCAACAUCAUGCUGAAGGAGAACGGACAGCUCUUCCACAUCGACUUCGGUCACUUCCUGGAUCACAAGAAGAAGAAGUUCGGGUACAAGCGGGAGCGCGUCCCCUUCGUCCUGACGCAGGACUUCCUCAUCGUCAUCAGCAAAGGCGUCCAGGAAUCCACCAAGACCAAAGAGUUCGAGAGGUUCCAGGAGAUGUGUUAUAAAGCGUACCUGGCCAUCCGGCAGCACGCCAGCCUCUUCAUCAACCUCUUCUCUCUCCUGCUCGGCUGCGGGAUGCCCGAACUCCAGAGCUUCGACGACAUCGCCUACCUGAGGAAAACACUCGCUCUGGAGAAGACCCAGCAGGAGGCGCUGGAGUAUUUUACCAAACAGAUGAACGACGCUCAUCACGGCGGCUGGAGCACCAAGAUGGACUGGAUCUUUCACACCAUCCGACACAUGCCCAACGAGCACUGAGUGUGUGUGUGUGUGUGUGUGUGUGUGUGUGUGUGUGUGUGUGUGUGUGUGUGUGUGUGUGUGUGUGUGUUCGUGUGUGUGAUGAUGAUGGUGAUGGUGAUAAAGACGAUGAAGAUGAGGUUGUUAAUGUCUUCCAGGCGGUGCUACAGUUAGCCUGUUAGCUGCUCUAAACACAGAUGAUUUAAAUGAAAACUUUAUUAAUGUGUGGAAUAUUUGAAUCAAACUUUAUUGACAAGCAGCCGUUUGUUUACAAACUGUUUGAAAGAAGCCAGCUUUAUUGAAACCAGCAAAGUGAACACUGUGGUCUCUGUGAGAGCAAUAAAUCCUCCAAUAACUGAACGAUACUUAUGACAAUCAGGAGUUCUGACCAAUCAGGAGGCAGAGCUGAUGGGCUGUGGGCGGAGUCACUGUGCUGACAUCAGGCUGAACAAACCAAUCAGGUGUCUUUGUGAGUUAGAAAGCACAAACAGAUCAGAGUUCAGAAAAGUUUAACUUUGAAAACUGUUUUUAUUCAAGAGUUAAAAAAAAUCUUAAAAUAGUUUUUUAUGUUUUUUUAAUUUUUUGUUACUCUCACUUUAAAUAAUCUAAAAAUAACUGAUGUUUUUUUUUUUACAUGUUUUCAUUAUUUAUUUAAUACCUACCUGUCUCCCUUUAGUGUUAAACUCUUUCCCUCUUUCAAUCGUGUUAAAAUGAUAUUUUGCACUUUUUAAAUCAUUUAAACUUUAAAUCAGAACUUUGAAGAUUUGAUUGACACAUUUUGAACUGAUCAAAGUUUUAUAGAAAACAUAUCAUCGGGUUCAAUCAGGGAUCAAAGUCUUUCCUCGACAAUCUCCGGUCUCGUCCACACGUAGGCGGGUAUUUUUAAAACCUCUUUUAAUGAAAUAAGACACACUGAUGUCUAAAACAUCUUCGUCUUCAUAAAAACGCACAAACGCUGUCACGGCUGUCAUGAGCACGCCAAGUGAACAGCGUUGUCCCGGACAUGUGAAAAUGUUCUUUCAAAGCUGUUCCACCAACCCGAAGUCAGGGUCUCGUCCAAGCAGUAACCUCCAGUGUUGAAACAUGAAGCUGAUGCUGAAGUGUAAAAUCCUGCAGUACCUGGAGUGUCCACUAGAGGCUGGCUGCAGAAGCACAGGAAGUCACAUACACACCCAUUCUAAAAAGCCUGUUUUUACAGCAGAGAUUAACAUGUUUACAGCCUGGUUCAAAAAACCAAAUAGGUGUGAUUAGCUCAUGUCUCGAUGGACACACACUGUACGGGGGGUGAAUGUUUUGAUGACUCAUCAGUUUUGAUUUGAUGAAGGAUAAGAGUUAUUCACAAUAAGGCGUGUAGCUGACCUGAUUGACAGGUGGGUGCGGUGUAACGGUUUGUCAGGAGCAUUUCCAGCAUGGAGACCGCCAUCGAUGGGACUCCAGCGCCCCCUGCAGGAACAGACGGGGGACGUCACUCAGGCUUUAUCCUUUAAUAUUUACAGUCUUUAGCAUCGUUAGCACCAGCGCUAGUUUGGUUAACGUCUGCCAUCGCACUAAUCUCAUGUAAACUAAAUUGACAGCGUCGCACGAUGACGUCAAACACAGAAACACCUAAAACGCAGUUUCAGCACGAAUGGCCAAAAUACAAAAUGAGGUUUUUUUUAAAUACCCGUCUACGUGUGGACUAGGCCUCAACCAAUCAGCUGCUCGUUAGCCGUUAGCUCAAUCAGCUCGUUGUUAGCCUCUGUAGCACUGUGGGUGAUAUACCAUGCUAGGCUAGUUGUUAGGUCAGCUCUUAUUAGUUAGCUGAGCUGUUGCACUGGAACAAUGGAUUGUGGGUAGGUGUAGUAAGCGUAGUGUAGCAUUGGUAGAAGCCCCGCCCCUUCUGAUCAAUUUACUGCCAGAAAUCAGGGGCGGGACUUCUGACGGGUCAAAGGGUGAUAACACCCGUGUUUAAUGUAAAGGUUAGUUUUUUUUUCUGCACAGGUCGGAGGUCUGUUUAAGCCCCGCCCACAUAUGUCAGUAACCAUGACAACCUGUGACACAGACUAACCUCCCUGCUGAAUGCUGAUCCAACUCAUGACAGAUGACAUCAUCAACUGUUCUGGUUACCUUAGUGACCGCUGCAUUUCUUUUUUGUGUUUCCAUUUGAUUGAUGUAUGAUUGACAGCUGAUGUUUUGAUUGACAGCUGAUGUUUUGACUGACAGCUGUUGUUUUGAUUGACAGCUGAUGUUUUGAUUGACAGCUGAUAUUUUGACUGAUAGCUGUUGUUUUGAUUGACAGCUGAUGUUCUGACUGACAGCUGAUGUUUUGAUUGACAGCUGAUGUUUUGAUUGACAGCUGAUGUUUUGACUGACAGCUGAUUUUUUUGAUUGACAGCUGAUGUUUUGACUGACAGCUGAUUUUUUUUGAUUGACAGCUGAUGUUUUGACUGACAGCUGAUUUUUUUUGAUUGACAGCUGAUGUUUUGACUGACAGCUGAUGUUUUGAUUGACAGCUGAUGUUUUGACUGACAGCUGAUUUUUUUGAUUGACAGCUGAUGUUUUGACUGACAGCUGAUUUUUUUUGAUUGACAGCUGAUGUUUUGAUUGACAGCUGAUGUCGUCACUUUGUUGUUCUAAAAAAGGUUUGUUUCUGGAAAAUCACUUAAAAAAAUAUUUUCCUGUUUCCUGAUUGGUCGAAGACAGACGGCAGGCUUGUCCAAGCAGAGGGCCCAUGCAGCCCCCAUGCCCAUAUAUGGUGAUGCAAAUUUGUGUGACUUCAUAUACUGAAGUCACCUGGGGGCGGAGCCUGAUGCAUGACAUCACACUGCAGGAAACGCUUAUUGAUCUCUGUCAUUGUUUAUGUCAAAAUAAAAGCUCAACAUGUGUGUUGUGGUUGGUCAGUCAGGUGUGUGUCAGGUGGUCAGAAACAGGGGUGCACUUCCUGUUAUGUCCACUGAGUGGCGCUGUCACAAAAAAAUGUCACAUUAGCCUUUUUUAAUAAAAAAUCUUAUUCUGAAA